AUGGCACAGCAGCAACCAUCCCGGCGCGUCCUGGAAUGGAUCAAGCAACAACAUGCCGAAGCGGGGGACACUUCACGUAGGACGCGUAAGAUAAAGGGAAGACCUCGAAACUCGCUAGAAGACGCCCUGCAAAAUGAUCCAGCCACAUCUGGCCAAACCCCCCAGCAGAUUCCACUGCCCAGUUCUCGCGAAGGGUCGGCGACGACCAGUGACCCUGGAGAACGAGGUCGAGAUGCAGCGAGAUCCUCUCUGGAGGAGUUGAUUGAUCGUGACGACGCAUUCAUACUGCCUUCGUCUAUUCCAUUGCCACCAUCACUGCCGCCGUCACCGAAACUACCUCCACUAGUACUACAGGCGACAGAUAAGCCGCCGAAGCGCCAAACCUAUGCUCAAAUUCUGGACCGCGCAGCGGGUGUAUUCGACCACAUCAAAAAUGGCAAUAUCCGCAAGGCUCCACGAGUGGAGAAAACCUCCAUCACGCUCUAUGAAUACUACAGCGAUAACACGGCCGCAAGUGUGGAAAUUGAUGACCCCGAGUCCAUUUCCUACUAUCGCGACGCGCCUGAGGGGUUGAGCGGGCGCGUGUUCAUAGUUGAAGACCUAUCAAAACGUACUAUCCACGCCUUAGGGGAGACAUUCGGAGUCACGCCAGAAUUCUUUGAAGAACAUCUGUUGAACUCUGGGUACGGUGGUGCGCAGUAUGAUGACCCGCCAGUGCGAUCAUGGAAGACAGCCGGGUUGAACAAGUCAUACGUGUCGAUACAGUGGGUUCGGCCCAUGUAUCGUCGCCAACCGUUAUUCUCGAACCGCGACCGGGAAGAUCUACUUGAUUUGGAUCGUGAUGGGCUGGAUUAUAUAUCUGGAAACUCAAUCUUUAGUCUCAAAGCCGAGACAAAUAUCUUUCGUCCCGAAUGGGACCUACGGGUUGAUCCACGCCGGACGGCAAAGGAGACAAGGGAGUUUGGCUUGGUCGAACGGGCAUCAAUCUGGAAGAAGGAGGCUGAGGAUAAAGACUAUGAGAUCGUUAUCGUGUUGCUUGAUCCUCUGCCGACCAUUAGUUAUAGCCAUGAUCAGACGCAAGAAAUUCCGAAGAUCGAUGGUAACUCUGAUGGUGAUUACGAUGAGUAUGAUGCUGGUGAUGGUGACGAAGCAGGAACUCGACCGAUUUUAAUAAUCGAGGGCGAUGAUGGCGUCCAGGCGCUGACGAUCCCAAUUGAGAACCCACGGCGGGAGACAACCAGACGUCGGGUAUUGGACUGGCUGCUCAGGCGACCGAGGCAAGAAGUCCAUAGAACAAAGGUUAAUCUCGAGAGGACCACCCAGGUUUUGGUCAAGCAGAUGGCUUCACGAAAGCCCGUUACUAUCGAUCUAGAGGAGGCUAUUUUGACAGGCAAGCUCUUGGCGACUCUCCAGGAUGAGCUCAAUGAGACUAGGUCUACCCGACAGGAUAUUCAUCAUAUGGUAGACAAAAAGACCACGCCAGUCAGUCUGCUCGAUGCAUUGUUCGAGAUCAUCCGCCAAGACACUGUGAUCUUGCUUCGGGCGCUCAACGAGAUCUUGAGCGACAUGGAAGUCGAUAUCCUGGAUGACACGAAGAUGGAGGAUCGAUUGGCCUUGUGGCGUCAACUCAUAAGUAAAGCCGAGCGAGAGCUAUUGGAUCUCAUUGCCUCUAUUAGAGGCUUUCUGGCGUUCUUUGGUAUCAAACAGCCAGCCAAUGCGUCUCUAGCAACAGCCGGCGACAGCUCAGACAUCAUACAAAGCGUAUCAGAUCUCUUCGACCAAAUCAACCAGAUGCUUGCCCGGCUCCGACGCGCAUCUUCGUCCUUGACGUCCAACAUGGGCCUCCUGGACAGCCGACGUUCCAUCGACGAGGCACACGCCGUAACGCGACUCACUGAGCUGGCGUUCAUCUUCAUUCCACUCUCGUUUUCAACAUCCGUUUUUGGUAUGCAAAUCGAGCCCUUCAAAGACUCAGCGCCAGUGUGGAAGUUUUUCGUUGUCGCAAGUACCGUAACGACCUUUGCGUACCUGAUGCGGCUGACAAUGCGCAGCCAAUGGCUAGCGAGUCUGAAGCAGAAUGUGAAGCAAGAUGUUAGACGCUACGCAGAACAACACAGCCUUCCCGUGCAGGUCAGGUCUCUCUCAAUGUUGCUACUCUUACGAUGGUUCGGAAGUGUACUCAACCGGAGCGGCAAGGCAACGUGGGCAUGGAUAGACAGGAAUAGUCGCAAGGCUGGGACCGAGUUAUGGCAGGUGGUCGGAUUCCCAGUCGGCCUCAUUCUGAUGACCGGUCUUGUUGCUGCUGCACCCAUAGCUGUACUCUGGACUCGAAAUAUGGACCAGGGCGUACAGGGCACAGUUACCGCUGCAAUCAUGCUUGCCAUCUUGGGCCUGGUUGGCGUACCGUAUUGGCGCAAAUCCGACCCAGACUUUCGCUAUGCAUUGCCCAGAAUCGUCAUGCGCCUGCUCGACAGGAUUCCGCCAACGACCCGCUUGUUACUUGUCUGGGCGCUUGGGAUCAUGGGCUUCGUUGCAAUCCCUCUCGCAUUGAUAUGGACGCGUCCAUUGGCGUCAGGUAUUAAAGCCGGCUUGGCUGCGGCCAUUCUGCAAAGCGAGAGCGACAACGCCGAGGCAGACCACUGCAGCCCACCCGAGAAUCAUCGCGGCAGUCCCAACAUGGCUCUCGAUGGCUCCAUACGUAAGACUCUCCGACAUGGUUCCCGCAGCACUGCUAUUGAUGUGCUGCCAGAGGAUUGA
This is a messenger RNA of Aspergillus caelatus, 2757 nucleotides long. RefSeq lists its product as uncharacterized. Gene Ontology annotation, biological process: metal ion transport; transmembrane transport. Bases 1 to 2757 code for a protein of 918 amino acids. The transcript is spliced from 3 exons. Gene Ontology annotation, cellular component: membrane. Lineage: Eukaryota; Fungi; Ascomycota; Eurotiomycetes; Eurotiales; Aspergillaceae. The record is from RefSeq and is a predicted model, not a curated record. Gene Ontology annotation, molecular function: metal ion transmembrane transporter activity.